CGCUGCGAUGGCGACGACGGCUCUGCUGGAGAGGGACGCGGCUCUGCGGGCCUGGGCUCGGGUAUGACUCCGGUUCGCCUGCUCGAGGUUUCCUUGCUGCUCGGUAGCUGCUCGGGCUGCGGGUGAAUCUUCGGCUGCUCGCUCCUCGUCGUCGCGUUUCUCGAUUUCCAUGUCUAACUUGUGAGAGUUUCCAAACAAGAUCACCAGGAUUGCUCAUCGUCCAUUACUGAUUGUCUGUGACUGGUCCAGUCCGGAGUUCCUUGUUGGCUGACCACUCUCCUUCACAGGGGCCAUGGGGGAGGAGGUGCAGCAUAGCUUGGAGUGUAUCCAGGCCAAUCAGAUUUUCCCCAAGAAGACCCCGGUCCUGGAAGAGGAGAACAUGCAGGUGCCCUUUCCUGAGCUGCACGGGGAGUUCACGGAGUAUGUCGGGAGAGCGGAGGAUGCCAUCAUCGCGAUAUCCAACUACCGCCUGCACAUCAAGUUCAAAGAAUCUGUUGUCAACGUCCCUCUUCAGCUCAUAGAGAGUGUGGAGUGUCGGGAUAUGUUCCAGCUCCACGUGACCUGUAAGGACUGCAAAGUCGUCAGGUGUCAGUUCGCCGCGAUCGAGCAGUGUCAGGAAUGGCUGAAACGUCUGAACAUUGUCGUGCGCCCUCCGUCUCGUCUGGAGGACCUGUUCUCCUUUGCCUUCCAUGCCUGGUGCAUGGACGUGUACGCCGGUGAGAAGGAGCAGCACGGCGAGCUGUGCAGACCAGGUGAACAUGUGACCUCCUGGUUCAAGAAUGAGGUGGAGAGGAUGGGCUUUGACACUCAAAACGCCUGGAGGAUAUCUGACAUCAACAGCAAGUUCAGACUCUGCCCCAGCUACCCUCAGCAGCUCCUGGUGCCAGCCUGGAUCACAGACAAGGAGCUGGAAAAUGUGGCAGCCUUCCGCUCCUGGAAGAGGUUUCCUGCUGUGGUUUAUAGGCACCAGAGCACGGGGGCUGUGAUCGCCCGCUGUGGUCAGCCAGAGGUCAGCUGGUGGGGUUGGAGGAACGCUGACGACGAGCACCUGGUCCAGUCCAUCGCCAAGGCCUGCGCCGUGGACAGCAGCUCCCGCAAACACCUCAGCAACGGCUCCUACACCAAUGGCUCAGACCUGCCUGACUUUGAAUCCUCGUUGACCAACAGCUCAGAGGUGGAGACGUUGGUUGUCCAGCCCCACAAGUUACUCAUCCUGGACGCCCGGUCCUACGCUGCUGCCGUAGCCAACAGGGCCAAGGGGGGAGGCUGCGAAUGCCCAGAAUACUAUCCCAACUGUGAGGUGGUGUUUAUGAGUAUGGCCAACAUCCACUCCAUCCGCAAGAGUUUCCAGUCUCUGCGUUUCCUCUGCACUCAGAUGCCUGAUCCAGCCAACUGGCUUUCUGCACUGGAGAGCACCAAGUGGCUGCAGCACCUCUCCCUGCUGCUGAAGGCGGCGCUGCUCGUGGUCAACGCCGUGGAUCGCGACCACCGGCCCGUCCUGGUGCACUGCUCCGACGGCUGGGACCGCACACCUCAGAUCGUCGCUUUGUCCAAACUGCUGCUGGACCCUUAUUAUCGUACUAUUGAGGGCUUCCAGGUUUUGGUGGAGACCGAUUGGCUGGACUUCGGCCAUAAGUUCGCAGACCGCUGCGGCCACGGAGAAAACUCUGAGGAUCAGAACGAGCGCUGCCCUGUGUUCCUGCAGUGGCUGGACUGUGUGCACCAGCUGCAGAGGCAGUUUCCAUGCUCUUUUGAGUUUAACGAGGCCUUUCUGGUGAAGCUGGUGCAGCACGCCUACUCCUGUCUGUUUGGCACCUUCCUGUGCAACAGUGGCAAGGAGAGGGAGGACCGCCACGUCCAGGAGAGGACCUGCUCAGUGUGGUCGCUGCUGAGACCGGCCAACCGCACGCUGAGGAACAUGCUCUACUCAUCGCACUCUGAGACCGUGCUCCACCCAGUGUGUCACGUGCGCAACCUGAUGCUGUGGACGGCGGUCUACCUGCCCAGCUCCUCCCCCACCACACCCUCCGACGAGUCCUGCGCCCCCUACCCCGUGCCCGGUGCCAACCCGGAGGAUGUACCACUGGGCAGAUGUACGAAGACUCGCUCUUUUGAAAACCUGCCCAGUGCAUGUGAGCUGGGAAGCUCCCCGGCUCCCAACCGCCGCUCCAGUGACCCGAGCCUCAAUGAGAAGUGGCAGGACCACCGGCGAUCUCUGGAGGUCAACAUGGCAGCAGGACCAGAGGGAGGAGGGAACCAGGAUCAGGAGGUGCUGCCUAACGGAAUGGGGCCUUACCCAGACAGAGCGGACUCUGAGCUGGACGAAGGCCCGCUGCCCCAGGGCUUGCUGGCGGAGCUCGGACAGGGAUCACCAGCUGCAACAGGAGAAGAAGAAGAGGAGGCAGAGCUCUCUGUGGCGGUGGGUGUUGCCGAAGGCCAAAUGGAGAACAUACUUCAGGAAGCCACCAAGGAGGAGGCGGGAGCAGAUCGGAAAGAGGGAAGUGCUGCUGUCACGCAAGUUAUUAACACUGUUGGUACAGAGUCGGAGAAAGAAGCAGAGGUUGAGGAUGAGAAUGAGUGCACUGACGUUAAUGGAACUGAGGUUCAAACAGAAACACUUUGUAAUGGUCACCAACCAGAGAACGGUGGCCUGGAGGCUGAGGAGGACGGCGAGUCUCCUCCUCCGCCUGCACAGACGGCAGAGGAGCUGGAUGAACAGGCUGCUGAGGUGACUCAGGCACCAGAGGAUGUCGAGACGCAGGCUGUUGAGAACUCUUCUUAUAAAGAAGAGGUUGCACAUGAACCCAGUGAGUCCGGCUCAGAUGAGCCAGAGCAGACGGAAACACAUAAAACUAUAACUAACGGCUUUGUGGACAGUUCACCUGAAGAUCCUGGCAUGGAGGAGGAGACCUGCCCUGAAUCUGACCCAGGUGUCUCUGACCCGAUGGAGCAGGUGGAGAAGGGGGCCUCUCUCAUGGAAAGCUCAACAGAGACUUUAACUGAAGUGGCCUGCAGUAGGUUGGAUCUGCCCACCCAGCCGCCUGUGUGUCCCAGCCGUCAGCCCUGCAGUGACGGCAGGAGCCAGCCCCCCUGCUCCAGGAAGGAGAAAGGGCUAGAGCCAUGCGAGCAUAGCUUCAUCAGAACUUUGAACGGCGCCACCAAGCGACCCUCUUUCAGUUAUUUUCAGUCUGUGAGUGCUGACCACAGCAGGGAAGGGCUUUGUAACGGCGACAGCUCCGAAGGGGAGCCCUGCGGAGUUCCCCACUGGGCCAAAGGGAACGGGGGGGAGCGGGCCCCUCUGAGUCGACAGAUGUCCCUCGCCAGCUGUAACUCCCUGAUCCUCCAUCCCCGGGGCAGCUGCUCUCACCACCGGUGUUGCCACUCCCUCCUGAGCCGGGCCGCCGUCAGCCCAGAGCAGCCGUCGCGCAGUCACCUGGACGACGACGGGCUGACUCUGCACAGCGACGCCAUCCAGCAGAGGCUGAGGCAGAUCGAGGCGGGGCACCAGAUGGAGGUGGAGACUCUGAAGAAGCAGGUGCAGGAGCUGUGGAGCCGCCUGGAGAACCAGCAGCACGCCGGCUCCCACAGGACCAACGGGGACAUGGGAGACGAAGUGACCUCAAUGACAGACUAUGAGUACAACUUUGACCACAACUGUUUGUCACGCUGCAGCACUGAGCUCUUCUCUGAGGCCAGCUGGGAGCAGGUGGACAAGCAGGACACUGAGGUCACUCGCUGGUACCCUGACCAUUUGGCAGCCCAGUGUUACGGCUGUGAGAGCAGGUUCUGGCUCGCCACCAGGAAGCAUCACUGCAGGAACUGCGGUAACGUGUUCUGCGCCAGCUGCUGCGACCAGAAGAUCCCAGUGCCAAGCCAGCAGCUGUUCGAUCCCAGCCGCGUCUGUAAGACGUGUUACAGCAACCUCCAGCUGAGCCCGGUUCCCCUGGAGCUGGAGAUGGACAAGCCCAUCACAGCCAGCUCCGACUGAGGCUCAGUGGAGCGAGUGAGAAGGAGGAGUCAGGCUGAGCGUUCAGCCGCUGACACAGGCGCACUGCUGAGGAAGAGCACAGGAGCUGCACAGAAUGUCCCAUGUACUUUGUGUGUGUGUGCGUGUGUGUGUGUGCGGCAGUUACUCAAUUCUUAAUGUGUAUAUACCGAGGACGACGUGGCAGCGGAGCUGAAUGACGUGUUUUCCAGAUGCCGAGCGCUCUGAACAGAGAAUGUGCACAGGGGUGUGUGAGAGUGUGUGAGAGAAGAAAUUGCACAUUGGCCACACAGAGUGUGUGGCUGCGAUGGGACUUCACUCCGAGGCCGGAGGAGUGAGGAUGGACGUCCUGGUGCCUUGGACCAGGCAGGCAGAGGGAGGCAGAGGAGGGCGUCUCACUGUGAUGCUGAAGUCUCCUGCAGGACUUUGGUCCACUCAAUCUGUUUCACCACUUACCCACAAUUCUCAUCAUCGUUAGACUUCCACCCACCAUCAGGGACUUCUUUUUCUACAGAGACUGUAUGAUCAGCAGUGAUGUGAGAAAUCUCCCAACAGUCACGAGUCCCUCAGCAUCAGAAAUGAAUUGAGAGUGAUGUUCACACAUGUUGUUUAGGGGGAAGAUUAAAUGGUCAGUUCCCCCAAAUGAACAAAAAGCACAUUGGCUCACUUUGCUUAUGUUAAAAUAGUGAUAUUUAGCCUUUAAUAAGUCUCAGAGCACAUAAAUACACAAAGGUAAAUAUUUAAAUAACUUGUUUUGUCCAACAAAUAGUUCAAAAUCUCGAGUUUUCUUUAAUAAUGAUGUGACACAAACGGCAGAAUUUGCUUUUGUUUGGGAAAAUGAUCAAAUAAUUUUCUGGAAACUGAAUUUUCAAUUGUUAAUAAGUAUUUAUUAUUUGUGGGGCUCUAAUGACAUAGACAGUGACCCAGUAUUGCACUAAUAUACAGUUUCCAUCCACUAUAAAUCAUUUUAACCCUGCUCGAUACUUUCUCAUUUUAUUCCUGUGUAUGGAAUCAAGCUCAGGUGUAUGUUUGUAGACUCAACACCCAAAGUGAGAUAACACUGAUGACAUCACUAUGACGUCAUCAGGAUAAAAGAAAAAACUUCUCAACGUUAAACAGCUGAUUUCACACAGACAGUUGUCUUCAUGAUGUUUCCAGUAAUGUGGAAAUGGAACAUCAAUUUCCCAACAGACACUGAUGGGAUUACUGGGUGAACUGACCCUUUAAUAUUCUAAUUGACUGAAUCUCAACACUUUUUUUUUUUGUGUUUGUUUUUAACUCAGCUUUUCACACAGAAUGGCACAGACGUGUGUGUAUGUGUGUGCGCGUGUGCGUGUAUACAGCUUGACUUGAAAAGACAAAACACCAAAAAAAAUAGUUUGUACAUUGGGAGUUAGUAUUUUAAGUUUGUUGAGAUUCAGUCCAGACACAUGUUUUUUGCAGGUUUUCAAAGCUUCUGAAACUUCAUAUUGUUUUUCUUUCUCAGACGUUCAUGUGAUCAGUCAUCAUUAUUAUUUUUAUUAGUGUCUGUAACACAACAUCAGCCAUGUGAGUCUUCAUCAGUGACCAGUAGAAAAGGCUCCUCCACACGACUGACUGUUAUUACUCGUCCGCCGCCAGUGUAAACCGAUGUGUUGUGGCGUUGUCGCUUUGUGUCAGGCGGCAGACGAGCUGUGUGUUGUUUGUGUCCUCGACGCGGACUUACAGGCUGUGUCAUCUCUCCUUCAUGCCCUUCUCUCACAACAGCCCCCUCCCUGUCAGUCUUUUUUACCCAGCAGGCACUGGGAGCUGGACCUCUCCUCACUUUUCAAUCCUCUGGUGGGAGUCAGAAGUGAAGGUGUGGAUUUGACACAUUCAAAUUCCCAUAUUCUUCUUCUAAUUCUACCUGCUUGUGAUUUCCACUGGGGCUAAACGGUGCAGGAGAGCAGCAGAAGAAAAGGGCUCUUGGCGUUUUCCUAAAACUCUGUAACCGAACAUGAAGCUUCACUGAGACGCCCCCUCUGCCUAACACACACUGACACACACACACACAUGUUUUUGUAAGAUAAAUGAAUUAAAUAAUAUAUUCAGAUACCUAUAUAGCAUUUACGAAAAUGUAUAGAAUCCUUGAAUAGUGGCUCACUUAAUUAGUCACCAAAAAGUUUUUUUUUUUUUAAACUUGUUUUUCUUAUUUUGUCGAUGACAGAAAAUGACGUAUAUUUUACAGCCUGUUGAAGGUGACAGGCGUGUUUGUUUUUUUAAAUAGAGAAGCAGGGUGUCCUGUGUUGAUGCUGCAGUGGUUUUUCCCUUUUAAAAUGCGAUCAUUGCUUUGAUUUUAUUUAUUGAGGUUUUUGUUGUUGCUGUUUUUAAAAAAAAAAUUAAUCCAGACAAUUCAAAAUUGCCACAGGAUAAUCAGUGUUUAUGAAUUGAGGGGUGAAAGAUGGUUCUGAUCUGUGGCGACGACCACACUCGUGUUUCUUCUGUGUAACGUGUGGAAGACAUGAUUUCUCAAUCCACGUAGGAGAAGUGAACCCUGGGAGGAGGAGGGGGGGUGUCAGAGGUGUCAGUGAGCCUCUCACGUGUCAACACGAGAUAAAAUGACGAGUGUGUGUGCUGCCAACGAGACGUCUAUGCACUGAGAGAACCGUGGUCCAAAAAAAAAACAGCUGCCUAAACCCAAAAUUAAAGCCCCCCACACACACACACACGGAAUGACUUCAUUCUAUCUCAUUAAACAAACACUACCUCUACUUAAUACACACUCACUCAUGCACACACACAUUCACACUCGGCUUGUAGUCGCUGAGUGAUUCUAGUUUUCCACAUUCACGUCAUCGAGAAUGGCCUUUGUCGUUAUUAUUCAAAAUGGGGGUUUGGUUUGGUUUCCCCUGCUAGUCAGCUGGAGCGUUAAAGGUGCAGCACACGACCGCAGACUUAAAUUUUCUGGUUGACGGAGUUCGAUUCAACCUCGUAAACCUUGAAACAAAAGCGGUGUAGCUAAAAGAGGGAAGUUAUAAACACAGUGAUCAUUAUGAUUUAACAUCAGGCACCGGAUGUAAUAUUGUUGUUUGUAGCUGUGAUGACAAACAGAUCUGCUGGAUUGAAAGUAGUGCUAGCAGAGGAUUGAAGUGCUGUUGAAGCCAGAGCAUCAACUGAAGUGUUUUUCUCUCUGCGUCCUGUGGAAGUGGUGAAAGUGUUCGAUUCAACAGUUCGACCUUUACUCUUUCAAACAGAACAGAAAACAAAACAAAGAGUUUGUUUGUCCCUCAUAGAUGUAAAUGACUUAAUUGCUAAACACUUGAACAAGCGACAGCAUCAACUGACCAAAUAUUCAUUUCACGUCAGAUUUGUUAGAGACGGUACAAUUCAGCAAAUUCACAUUUUGGUUUGACCCAUGAUGAGCCUCUGUUCUCUCUCCCCCUGCUGUCUGAGAGAACCUGAACAUGUUAGUGUGUAAUGCUGAUGUGAACAUGGCCUCUAAUCUGAGAUCAGUGCUCCUGUUAAACAUCUGAUUUUAUUCCGAGGCUUCACACUCCUCCCAAACGUCUGUCUCCUACAUGUAAAGGAAAUGUUUGCCAACGCUGCAGAUUUCAUCAUCUCUGGAAUUCUCAGAACAGACGUCGGCUGCAGAAUUUCUCACUCUCUGUAAUCUCACCACCAUCGCAGGCAUGUGGGGCAACAAGCUUGUUCAACAAUCCAUGAAUGUGAAUCGUCUUGAUUGAAAAUAAAAAAAAGCGGCUAUUUUUUGCACACGAUAUAAAGUAGACACUGCCACAGAGUGCAUCAAAAUAAAGCUGAAACAGAACGUGA
Messenger RNA from Limanda limanda (common dab), 7774 nucleotides. RefSeq names its product myotubularin related protein 3 (gene mtmr3). Gene Ontology annotation, molecular function: metal ion binding; phosphatidylinositol-3,5-bisphosphate 3-phosphatase activity; protein phosphatase binding. The coding region runs from base 293 to 3988 and encodes 1231 amino acids. The record is from RefSeq and is a predicted model, not a curated record. Gene Ontology annotation, biological process: regulation of autophagy; dephosphorylation. Lineage: Eukaryota; Metazoa; Chordata; Actinopteri; Pleuronectiformes; Pleuronectidae. The transcript is spliced from 20 exons.